UUUCCUUGCGCGUAAAGAUGCACAGACUCCUGCCCAGCCCGAAGUUUGCACAGAAGGCGGGAGCGCCAGAGGAGAGGAGAAGAGAACCAGAGCCAGCCGGGACGUUCCAGGCAAAGCCGCGCAGCGCGUCUUCUAAUCUGGACUCGCCCCGCCUCCUCAUUCAAAUACAGCGGAGACUCGGCCAAUCGGCGGCGACAUCUCAUGACUAUGGCAUGAGGGUUCGGCCGGCCAUUCCGAAGCCGCCCGGCUGACAGCACCGAACGCUGGGCCGAAGGGUGGGUGUUGCCUGGCUGGCGCGGGAUGGCGGCGGCGGCCUUGUACCUGGAGCACUACCUGGACAGCAUUGAGAACCUUCCCUGCGAACUACAGAGGAACUUCCAACUUAUGCAGGAACUGGAUCAGAGAACAGAAGAAAAGAAAGCAGAAAUUGACAGUCUUGCAGCUCAGUACAUUUCAACAGUGCGGAGUCUCUCAUCAGAGCAACGGGUGGAAAUCCUACAGAAGAUUCAGAAUGCUUACACAAAAUGCAAAGAGUACAGUGAUGAUAAAGUGCAGCUGGCUAUGCAGACCUAUGAGAUGGUAGAUAAGCACAUCCGACGGCUGGAUGCUGACUUGGCUCGAUUUGAAGCUGAUCUGAAGGAUAAGCUGGAAGGCAGUGACUUUGAAAACCCUGUGACACAAAACCUAAAAAAGGGUCGAACCCCAAAGGAUAAGAAAAGCUCCCGGGGUCGAGGCCGGCGACCAUCUGAGGAUGACACUCCAGUGAAAAAGAAACCAAAACGAAGAUCUGAGUUAGCCGAUACCAUCCUGUCAGUUCAUCCAUCUGAUGUCCUGGACAUGCCAGUGGAUCCCAAUGAGCCCACAUAUUGCUUGUGUCACCAAGUAUCCUAUGGAGAAAUGAUUGGCUGCGACAAUCCUGAUUGUCCAAUUGAAUGGUUUCAUUUUGCUUGUGUGGACCUCACCACCAAACCCAAAGGGAAAUGGUUUUGUCCCCGCUGUGUUCAAGAGAAGAAGAAGAAAUAGAAAUUAUGGGAUUCUGAAAGAGAGUUAAUAUAUUCAUACAUGUUGCAGUAUUUUACCUGCCCUUUCCCCCAUCAACUUCUUUUGUUAGAUCUGAUAUUUAACUGUUCAGUGGCCAGUUGUGGUUCUCCUUACUCCAGAUGAAGCUAUAUUAAUGAAGAAAGGAGAAUUGGGGGGAAAUUCACUGUGGUGAUGUUUCCCUGGGUUAUACUUCCAUGGCACUGUAAUCAAUGUUAUGAAGUAUUAAGAGUAGCCCUGCACUGGAGUUUCUGCUCACAUACUGAAGUCUGUGAAAUUGCCUAUGGCCUUGCAGGUGAAAAGUGAUACCAUUUUUUUGUCAUCAGAAGCACAGUCACUCUACACAAUAUUAAUGAAGGAUUUUCUAUCUAAUUGCACCUUUCCAAAGCUUUAUAGCUGCUGACAAGGAAGGAAUUCUAUUUCUGAAUGUACAGUUUUGUUCCUUUAGAGGCAAGUUGCAAAGCGGUGAAUAAUUCUUUACAUCAUAUUUUCCCUGAAAAGCCCAGAAGAAAAGUAAUAUGUAUUAUUUUGGUAAAGCUUGUUUCAUAAGUAAAGUUCAGAAGGUGUAUACCUCUUCUCAUUGUUCCUGAUUUAUGCACUGCUGCCUCUGGGCUUUAUGCUGGUCCCAUUGAAAUCAUGCACCCAUGCCUGAUGGCAAAUAAUAAAUGCUUAAUAAAGGCAAGAUAUCUAGAAGAUGUACAUGAUAUUAGUCUGAUUCACUAUUAAACAAAAAAAAGUUUACUUUUAUAGUAAGGUAAAGCUUUUAGGUGUUGGCUGUUAACAAAGGGGGGGGGGGAAGGAAAACUAGCUUUAAGUGAACAACGGGUUUAAGAAAGGAGAGGUUUCUGUCAGUGUGUAGCAAUGAAACCAUUUGGUGUGACUUGUACUGAAGUCUGCCUGGUGUGAAGAUUCCAUGUUCUAAUUUCACUGAAUUGUCCUCCAGUAUAAAACCUAAACCUUGACAAGUAUUCAGGUUUCUUAGGUUGGUGGCGGGAUGGGGGGGGGAUCUUUUUUUCAGAGAGCUGAAAGUGGCAUGAACCAUCAUUGCUUUUGAUGUGCACACACAUACCAUUAUCCUUCCAGGUUAAACAGUUUGCUGGGUUUUGUAGUGCUUAAAAAAAGUUAUGAAUCCAGUUUGAUCAGAGACAGUAGCAGCACAAAAGACAGGAGUGUGUAGACCAUGGAUAAUGACAACUCUGCCAUACCAGUUCUCUUAAAUAUGAUAAUCAGCCUUUAAAUUUUCAAUACUUCUCUCCAGACCUUUUUUUAAUUGCAUAAAUUAAAACAUAGAAAGAGGGGAUUGCAACAGAUGUUUUGAUGUAUAUAUGUCAGCUUCAGUGUUCUAUCACUAAGUUUUCAGCUAAAAAAGAGAAGGCAGUUCAAGGGACAGAUCUGUACAAAAUAGUGUCUCGUGUGUUGUAAUUGUGUUUGUAUUGUGAGAUAAAGAUGGUUUUGUGCUUGUAUUGUGAGAUAAAGAUGGCAUAUGGCUGCAACAGCGCUCAUUAGAUAAUUUUAAAAACAGUCAGAAUGUAGCAGUUGUCUAGGUAGACACAGCAAUGAUAGCUAGCUACUGCGGUUAUUAAGAUCUCUUUAUGCUCCCAAGCUGGUGUAAUUGUUUAUGCUUCUUUUAAAUAGUUGGCAACACAUAAUGUCUGCAGUGUCUCAGUGAACAUUACAUUUAUCUUGGAAGCAAAGGGAAGAAUUAAUGUAGACAUAUUCUGUAGUCAACCAUUUUAAACUUUAAAUUAAGAAAAACUACUUGUGUUACUGAAUGAGUAUAUAUUUCAUUUUUUUCUGAAAGAAUGUAAGUUCUAAUAACUAGUUUUACAUCACGUUUUUCCAUACUUCUGUCAGAUAUUGCAAUUCACAGUAUUCUUUGUAUCACUUUAGGUUUUCAAUUACUGUAUUUACUUUUUGAUGUUCGUGUACAUUUACAUUGCCAUCAUGAGAUGUAGGGAGGGAAUCUGGAGUACUAGUGCUCUGUUUGAUAUUUGCUCCCACAAUAUAACAUCAAUGCCUAACUUUCUUUUUUUCAGAUUUAAAUCUUUAGAGGAAUAAGUUGCAAUUCUGACACAAUUAUCCUCUGAAUAUUAAUAUGCACAAUUAUGAACCUUAAUUUAAAAAAAGGAUUAUUAGAUCUUCCCAGUGCAUUCAUUUGCACAGGGGAAGAUUAUUUUUCGUAUGAAGCUGAUGUUUGGAUGCACUAAGCCUUUAGUUGCUUGUUUUACAUUAAAAUAAGUCUGCACAAAUUGUGGUCUGCUAGUUGCUUGACAAUUUCCUGUUUUUGCAGUCCCAGGCAAACCAGAAAAAGGGGAUUAACCGAGUACCUGAUGGGCUGCAUUUAAGUUAGUGGCCCACAACCUGUGGAGGUCUGCAUUAACUUUUUGAUUAUAGCCUGCUUUUCCUUACAAGUGUAAACCUUUUUGUGAGAUUUCAUGAAAUCACUAGUUCCAUAAUGGUUCAUGGCCUUUAACCUGCUACACUGGACUAUAAAGGCAAAGUGGCAUAAUUUUUUCUAUAACAGCAAUGACUUUCAAGGUCUGUUUCCAUUCCCAGGUAUGCUGUGUCUUAGGUAACAGAGGAAUACUGCUGUACAUGGAAAUUAAUCUGAAAGCCCUCAAAAUGUGUUUCUGGAAUGAGCAAUUAGUGCUGUUAUGUAUCAGAGCUAACUACUGAUCUGGAUAGUGAUUCCAUCAACAGUCAUAAACAUGGGUUCUGUGCCUGUGCAGACAAACUUCAGGUAGAAUUCAUUAGCUCCUCAUAGUUUAAGAUAAAACAUGCAGUAGUCUCAAGGCAUCAGAUAUGUUUUCCUUCAGGAGGCUACAGAAUAAUUAAUAGUGGUGAUAUUUAAAAAAAUAAAAACAUAUUUCACAACCCAACUCCUCAAACAUCUCAGAACAGGGUUAUAGUGUGGACUGAGCAACAAAGGCAUCUCUUGUGAACUCUACCCUCUAAUAGAGGUUCUAAGCUGAUUGUCAACCACUUCAUGUUAUUUAGGAUGUUUAAGUCCAUGUUAUCAAAAUCAGUACUCUUGCUUCUGGCCUGUAGAGAAUGUGUUCUCCAGAAUUUUGAAUGUAUCCUGUUCAAUAAGUGUUACUUUGGAUUAUCAGGGUUUGGAGCACAAGGAAAAAAUAGGCCCCUGCUCUUAUUUCUUUGAAGAGAUAACCUACACAUUUUGUGACAAGCUUUCCCCAUCCCCACUCCGUAGUUCAUCUUAUAAGUAAACAAAUGACUUUUUGUUCUUGUCAAAGGACUUAUGAUUCCUUUGUCAAUGGAAUAUUGGAAAUCUUUUUAUUAAAAAUGUGAAAAUGUAUAUCUGUAUUUUUGAUCAUGUUAUAGAUACAAUAGGUAUUGUUAUAAAUAAAAUAUUUUUGGGAACAAA
Molecule: messenger RNA, 4420 nt
Organism: Hemicordylus capensis (graceful crag lizard)
Lineage: Eukaryota; Metazoa; Chordata; Lepidosauria; Squamata; Cordylidae
Gene: ING5
Product: inhibitor of growth family member 5
Exons: 8
Coding region: 301-1023 (240 amino acids)
Biological process (GO): positive regulation of DNA-templated transcription; positive regulation of apoptotic signaling pathway
Cellular component (GO): nucleus
Molecular function (GO): chromatin binding
Source: RefSeq, a predicted model, not a curated record